Molecule: messenger RNA, 1206 nt
Organism: Zasmidium cellare ATCC 36951
Lineage: Eukaryota; Fungi; Ascomycota; Dothideomycetes; Mycosphaerellales; Mycosphaerellaceae
Exons: 2
Coding region: 1-1206 (401 amino acids)
Biological process (GO): amino acid metabolic process; biosynthetic process
Molecular function (GO): pyridoxal phosphate binding; transaminase activity
Source: RefSeq, a predicted model, not a curated record
AUGGUCUUCCACCCCAAACCCAUCACCCUGUCCCCCCGAGGCCACCGCCUCGCCACGGGUCCAGCGUCGACCAUGCGCGCCAUGUUCGAGCAGAUUAUGCUCGAUCAGUAUGAUCCAGACAAAAACCCAGACGGCAUCCCGCCCGAACCCUCACGCCCGACCAACUCGGCUACGGCGAGGCACAUGAACAAGCAUUUCCAUCCGCACAUGCCCAUCACCGAGCGGGAGCUGCUGAUCGCCAACGGCGUGGGCCCGACGUGCGAGAUGCUGGGGUUCUGUCUGUUUGAUCCUGGGGAGGGGCUGUUGAUGGGUCGGCCGAUUUAUCAGUCUUUUGAGGAGGGAUUUGGGACCAGGGCGGGGGUGAGGGCUGUGUGGGUGGGGUUUCCCGAGCGGGUGGAUCAGUUUGCGCCCGAGUGUGUGGGGGUUUAUGAGGAGGCUUUGCGGAAGGCGCAGGAGGAGGGGGUGGUGGUGAGAGCGUUGUUGCUGUGUAAUCCGCACAAUCCGUUGGGGAGGUGUUAUCCGAAAGAGACGAUCGUGGCGCUGAUGAGGUUUUGUGCCAUGUAUGGGUUGCAUCUUGUGGCGGACGAGGUGUAUGCUGUGUCGGUGUAUGAGGAGGAGGCUACCUUCACCAGUGUGAUUUCGUUCGACUGCAGCGAGUACAUCGCGCCGCAGUACGUCCACGUCAUGUAUGGCUUGUCCAAGGACUUUGCGGCUGGCGGGUUGAGAGUCGGUUGUCUGUACACGGUCAAUCAGGAACUUUGGAUGGCAAUGAGCGCCAUCACGAUGUUCGUGUGGAGUGGAGCUGUUGAUGGGAUUGUUGCAACGGAGAUUCUGGAGGAUGAAGAGUGGUUGGAGGGGUUCUUUGCAGAGUCCAAGAAGACAUUGAAGAGCAGGUUUAAGUUGACGAAGCAACUUCUGAGGGAGAGAGAUGUUGGGUGGUAUGAAGGCUCAUGUGCUGGUUUCUUUCUGUGGGCAGACUUCAGUCGAUAUCUGUCGAGUGUGGGGAAGGAGGACUUUGAGACAGAGAUGCGGCUGUUCGAGAAAUUUGUGAAAUCGAAAGUUGUGAUCAUUCCUGGAGGUAUGUUGCGAUGUGAGGAGCCAGGCUGGUUCCGCAUCAUGUUUGCACAGGAUGGGCGGAUACUGAGGGAAGGGAUGAAGCGGGUGUUCCAGACUUUGGAUGAGCUGACCGAAUCGCCGGCGAGAUGA